AUGAUAAGCGAGAUUUCAAAUGACACGUCGGUUUCCUUAGUGUCGGCUAACGUGGUGGCGUCGAUGAACCAGCCCGUCUUCGUGACCGCCCGCGUCGGCAGUCUGGCGAUGCCCCGUCACGACGGCGGCGGGCGACCCACUGGUCUCGUGCUGAGUCGCACUUUGCGCUCAGACUCACCGACAGAGGCGGUUCGUGGACAGCGGUAUUCUGUGAUUGAGGAGCCAGAGGAAAUUCUAGAACGAUCUAGUGAGAUUUACUCUAAUACCACUGAUCUUGGUGAGCUGGUGGCUGUGCCCGAUGAGAAGGCGUCGGACAAGGCAGAUGAAUUUGCGCCAGGAAUGCGUCUUUGUCUGCAGCGCAGCUUUUUACUAAGGCCGAGGUCAAACGAAAAGGUAACAUUCUUUAUUCUCUUUGCCAUCAUUCUACCGACAGGACAACCGCAACCUCUGAGCCUGACAACCGUCAAUCCCCUCUUCUUCAAGGCAAAGGUUUCGUAUUUUCAACGGCGAUUCGCCCUGAUCCAACUGCGUGUCAGUGUGCGCGAGAUCACGUGCCCGGUGAUUGGAUGUGUUAACGAGGCCGAAAACCCGCCUCGUCGAAAUCCGUUCUACUCCCAACGAAUGUUGGCCUUUAAGAUAUGUUCACCUAAGCUGACCCUCAAGGUAUCAGGCGACCCGACUCCCUUUCGAUCUCCCAGUGUAGUCGAAUUCGUCCCGACUUCCCCUUCCUUCCCAUUCCUCCACAAGGCCACAAACGACGCUGGUGGGGUCGGUAAUUCGGUCUUCUUUAGCGAAAAUGACGCAAACGUGACUUCUUCCACGACUUCAGGCCGUGGAAACACUGGACCAGAAUCAGGGACCAAUGGGAUAGAUAACGAUUCAGAGGUAAAACAGCAGCCAACAGAGCGGCAAAUUGAACACAAAUUACUCGAUCCCGACAGAUCUAAUGGGGUCAUUUCACCGGGUCGUCCGUUUACGUUUAACUGGGCACUGGAUUUGGCUUUAUUUGAGUCCGUGCUGCGCCCCAUGUCGAAGCCCGAUAGAGUCGGGGUUUCGGCUGUUUUUACAUUCCUCGCUGGAACAACUUUUGACGAAACCUGCUCGCGUCCUUUGCGUUACUCUUGCAACCUUGUGGUAAGUCCCGAAAUUCUUUUCCUCCGUUUGCAAAGCUGCAGCAAACACUCGGUCUUUGAAAACGCAUAA
Messenger RNA from Mesocestoides corti, 1203 nucleotides. NCBI's taxonomy places the organism in Eukaryota, Metazoa, Platyhelminthes, Cestoda, Cyclophyllidea, Mesocestoididae. The record is from the annotation of a GenBank genome assembly.